Fragaria vesca subsp. vesca is the source of this 1293-nucleotide messenger RNA. RefSeq names its product auxin-induced protein 5NG4-like. The record is from RefSeq and is a predicted model, not a curated record. The transcript has 6 exons. The coding region runs from base 4 to 1062 and encodes 352 amino acids. Gene Ontology annotation, cellular component: plasma membrane. Gene Ontology annotation, molecular function: transmembrane transporter activity. Lineage: Eukaryota; Viridiplantae; Streptophyta; Magnoliopsida; Rosales; Rosaceae.
GUAAUGAUACUGGUUCAGAUAGCCUAUGGUGGUUCAAGCGUCCUCGUUAAACUUUCUCUUGAGGAAGGUCUCAAGCCAGUUGUCUUUGUGGUUUAUAGGCAUGUUAUGGCCAUGUUUUUGCUAGCACCAUUUGCUUAUGUUCUUGAAAGGAAGCAAAGACCUUCACUCACAUUUUCAAUAGCAGCAAAAGUUUUUGUGCUCACAUUAUUUGGGACUACUAUCCAUCUCAAUGUGUACUACACUGGUUUAGCAUACACCUCCCCCACAGUUGCCUGCGCCUUGAGUAACAUAGUCCCAACUUUGACGUUUCUAAUGGCAGUUCUACUUCGGAUGGAGAAUUUGAAUAUAAAAAGUGUCAGAGGUCAAGCAAAGGUAGUUGGCACACUUCUUUGCAUCUGUGGUUCUCUAAUUUUCACUUUCUGGAAAGGGUACCUUUUCAAGGGUCUUGUUGAGAGGCCACUGCUCACUAUAUAUAGCACUGAGUUGAAGCAUGGUAGCGAAAACUGGAUCAAGGGUUCUGCUCUUAUUCUUAUCAGUCAGAUAGUAUGGUGUUCAUGGCUGAUUCUGCAGGCUGUGGUCACCAGAGUCUACCCUGCUCCAUUGUCACUGACCACCCUGAUAUGCUUUUUCGCAUCAUUGCAAUCUUCCAUUGUUGCUAUGUUUUUCGCAAGAGAUCAAGCUUCAUGGAGAAUUGAUACAAAUGUGCAACUUUUAACCAUUGUCUACAGUGGAGUUGUGAGCUCGGCCUUAGUCUAUUACCUGCAAACAUGGUGCAUCAGCUACAAGGGACCGGUGUUUACGGCCAUGUUUAGUCCCCUGCAAGUCAUUAUAGUCGCACUGUUCUCGGCAUUUGCUUUUGCUGAGAGAUUUCACGUCGGCAGCUUGAUCGGAGCAUUUCUCAUUAUCGUUGGCCUUUACUCUUUUCUAUGGGGAAAGAAGACGGAUGGACUUGUUGCUGCAGUCACAGAGAAUGAAAAAGGAGUACUUAAUGAUGAUAAGGUGGUCACCAUUACCCUGAACGAUAUUAAAGUGACGAAUCCUGUAACUACAGAAACUGCAUAGUCCUAACCUAAGAACAGUAGUUGAUGAAAUGAAAAGUUUGAUUUAGCAUGAUUCAGAAAAUCAAUCCCAUAUGAAAUUGAUGCUUAUUCACAUAAUCUCUAAUCCCUUUACACAUGCAAAAGAUCAAUUCCAAUACAAAGUCCACAAAGGGUAUUCUCACCCUAAACACAAAAUGUAAGUUUUAACUUGAUCACAUAUCAACACGAGAACUUCUGCUUCUCUUCCAUAUGG